Messenger RNA from Acanthaster planci (crown-of-thorns starfish), 4783 nucleotides. Its product is annotated as metabotropic glutamate receptor 3-like. Gene Ontology annotation, cellular component: membrane. The record is from RefSeq and is a predicted model, not a curated record. Gene Ontology annotation, biological process: G protein-coupled receptor signaling pathway. Gene Ontology annotation, molecular function: G protein-coupled receptor activity. Lineage: Eukaryota; Metazoa; Echinodermata; Asteroidea; Valvatida; Acanthasteridae.
CACACCAGCGCCCGCUACCGAGUGAGUGACCGCGUCACAUACAAGGUAGUCGCCCGGAACUGCCACCAGCGAUAUUCGGGAACUUCUCACAAACGAUCGCAUCCGUCCCAGUGCAGUCCGAACAAAGGCCCACUAAAAGGAUCCCCCUUCCCACGUGCCCGGUCUAGGAAUACAAAGGACACCGCCUCGCAGACAACUACAUUGUAUAUAUAAACCAGAGACAUCGAACAGAAUUUUCGCCAUGUAUCAUCCAGUGACUGGAGGGGUACACGAGAAGAUUGCUGCAUGACAGCGCGUGACGGGCAGCGACAACAUUGACCUUCACGCGCCAAAAGUUUCGAAUCUGUAGUUAAUGAUUACCCUCCAGUCGGCGCUGAACUUGGACUCUUCUGCUGUGGUGAUUUGUCUUCUUCUAAUCACCAGCGACGCAAACUAAGAGCUUUGCUGGGCUGGUGUAAGAUCCCAUCCACGACAAGUAAACAUCAAACCCGGGAGGCUACAGCGAUGACGCUGAUGACAUUGGCAGCAGGUUUUUCUCCCCUUGGGAUCCGUUGGUAGGCUGUGGUGCAACGACGAUGACAGCUCACGUAUUGCUUCUUCACCUACCACACCAGAUCUGACCAAGAUGGCACUCCGGGGGGUUGUCACCGCCACCCGCCUCUCUGGCCCUCCCCGUGCCUUGCCCGCCAUCCUUGUCAUUGUCCUGCUGGUCGACCAAGUCGCCCAGGUGGGCACCUACAGCGGGAUCCACUACACUUGCCGGGGCGACCUCAACCUGGGCGGUCUGGUCCCCCUCCACAAGUACGACGAGACAAACCAGCAGUGCGGGCCGCUCCGAACCAUCGGAGCCCUGAAGCGCCUGGAAGCCAUGGUCUUUGCCGUUGACACGAUCAACCGGAACUCCAGCCUGCUGCCGGGGAUUGACUUGGGCUUCGAGAUCUACGACACCUGCUCCUCCAACGCCGUGACACUGCGGGACUGCUUGAAUUUCAUCCCGCCCCAGCGUUGGGACGGCAACUGCUCGCUGCUGAGAUCCGAGGAGCUCUGUCCGGACACCGAGCCUCCCAUCGUCGGCGUGGUCGGCGCGCAGCGCAGCGGCUCCAGUGUCCAGGCGGCGAUCCUCCUCGGCCUGUACCACAUCCCACAGGUCAGCUACCUGUCCACCAGCGACGAACUCUCCAACGUCCUUCGCUACCCGUACUUCCUGAGGACGGUUGGGCCCGACAGCUACCAGGUCGAGGCCAUAGCCGAUCUGAUCGAGGAGUACGGCUGGAAUUACGUUUCCUUCAUCAAUUCAGACGACACGUACGGCAAGAGCGCCCAGCAGGCCUUCCGGACGACGGCGCAAAAGCUCGGCGUCUGCAUCGCUAUCACCCGCACCGUCUCUCUGUACGCCACAGACGAAACCUUCGACGACCUGGUGGUCGAGCUGCUGACGCUUCAGACCAGCAGCCACGCGGUGGUCGUCAUCCUCUUCGUCCAACUCGAAAUGGCUGAAGACAUUUUCCGGGCGGCCACUAAAGCGGAAGCCAACCGGCGGUUCAUCUGGAUUGGGAGCGACGGUUGGGGAAACUACGGAGACGACGCCGUCAAGGAUUACCUCAACGCUACAGUCGGGGCGUUCACGUUAUCUCCGCUGUCUAAGAGGCUGAAUGAAUUCGAUGACUACUUUCAUUCUCUGAAUACUUCGAGCAGGAACCCGUGGUUGCGAGAGUUCCUGGAGGAGUACACCGACUGUUCGACGAACGGCACGGGGGCACCGAGCUGCGACGACCCAGGGCUAAUCAGCCUUGCCGACGACGGCAAGGUCGCUCACGAGACGCUGGUCAUGGACUCGGUCUUCACUUUUGCCCAUGCCUUGGAGAGCAUGCGCCGCGACCUCUGCCCCAACACAGAACAAGGGCUCUGCCCAAACAUGGCGGCCAUUGACGGGGACGUCCUGCACCAACACCUGCUGAACACGGAAUUCCAGAGCCUAGCAAACGGAUGGAUAAGCUUCACCAAAGAGGGCAACAUGUACGGCCGGUACGCCGUCAACCACUUGCAGAUGAACAAGACGUCCGGCGAGUACAGCUUCCACCGAGUAGGGGAGUGGAAACAGUCGACGGACAAGGACGUCCCGAGUCUCAAGAUAGACCCAGGGCUGCCUUGGUACCUCUGGGACGGCGCGUCGGUGGAUCCCUCCACGGGGAUACCGCGGUCAGUUUGCAGCAACCCGUGCAAGCCGGGGGAGAAGAUCAACCGCAUCCCGGACAACCUGUGCUGCUGGACGUGCACAGCCUGCGAGACGUCCGAGAUCGUGGUGGAAAACGGCACCAAGUGCCAGUCCUGCAUCGACGUGGACGAGGGUAAGUUCGCCUGGCCCAACGCCGACCAGACCGUUUGCGUGGACAUCCCCAACGACUUCGUGCUCGGCGAGCAGGCCUGGGCCAUCGCCAUCAUCACCGUGGCCUGCGUGUGCAUCCUGGCCACCCUCUUCGUCCUGGCCGUGUACAUCCACAACCAGGAGAUGCCACUCAUCAAGGCCUCCAGUCGGGAGCUGAGCUACAUCAUCUUCGUUGGCAUCCUCCUGUCCUACGUCACGGCCAUAGUCUUCUCCAUCGCCCCGUCUACGUUUGUCUGCAUCCUCCGCCGUUUUGGGCCCAGUAUAGCACCGUCCCUCAUCUACGCCUCUAUAGCGACGAAGACCAUCCGUCUCUUCCGCAUCUUCCGGGCUUCUAAGAAGUCGGCCAAGAGGCCCAACUACAUCGGCUCCAUGUUCCAAGUUGUCUUAUCGCUGUCCGUCUCCUCACUCGCGGUGGUGUGGACCGUGGUGUGGCUGAUCGUUGACCCGCCCAGCGUCAUCCUGAAGCUGCCCAACGAGAGGGAGAACAUUCUUCAGGUCACCUGUCUGAUGAACAUCGUGGAGACGGUGGGUGUCAUGGUGUGGAAUGUGGCACUCAUCAUCGUGUGCUGUGUCUUCGCCUUCAUGACGCGCAAGCUGCCCGAGAACUACAACGAGACCCGCUUCAUCACCUUCUGCAGCUUCUGCACGCUGGUCGUCUACGUCACCUUCUCGCCCAUCUACUUCACCUCCAAGGAGCCCUACUACCAGGCCAGCUACUACUCGGCCGGCCUCAUCAUAAACGCCACGGUCACCCUGACCUGCCUCUUUGCGGUCAAGAUCUACGCGCUGUACUUCGUGGACGAGGACGAGAUGAACAUUUUCACGCAGACUCGGCUGCGCGCCAACACCAAGACGUCGUCGGCCCGCGGUCUGCAGUUCCAGACCUCGUCCUCGGGCCACACCGAGGUCCACUCGAACCCAAACUAUGUGAGCGAGACGGGCACGUACCUGCCCGCGGCCCCCGGGGGCGAGUCGACCAACGAUGUCAACCUGAACGAGGCCCGGGAGGACCGCCUCCGGAGCAGCUCCGACAACAGCAACAAGAGCAGCAACAGCAGCAAGGCGUCGAGCGCCGGCGGCGUCAUGGACAGGCUGAGAGGGACCAACAAGGUCGACCCAUCGAAUAGCAGACAAGGGUCACGUGACACCGCCCGGCCCAAUGGCAUCACCUCACUUGAUAAGGUCGUCAGAGGCCCCGGUAAGCCCUCGCCGUCCGUAAAAGAAACUAAGGUCUUCUUCAGUCCAGAUGUGGUCGAAUGCGACACCCACAUGUGAACCCCCGUCCAAGCUAAAUUUCGUAUAGGUUCCUCAGUACAGUCACAACCUUUUUUUGAAGUUUUAGUGUUUGUAAAUAAUAUAAACAGCACACAGAGUUGAAGUGGUUACAAGUUAUAACGAAAGCUACACUGAUAAUUGCAGUACACGUGUUUGUACAGUAUGUUGUCAACUGAUAAAAACACGAUAUCUCGCACGAAGGACUUUGCUCGACUGCGGGUAAGAUUAAAUUGUUUACAAAAUUAAGUAUGACCAAGAGUAGUUCAAAGGGUGAAUGGGAAAAGUGAUUGUCGGGUUAGUUAUGUUUUUUUCUCACGUCUUUAAACACUGUAAUCAGUAUUUUGGAGGAAGUAAACAGCUUGUUGGCAACCGGCGCUGCAACUGUAAAGUCAGAUCACAAAGCCAAGUUUAACCGGGGGUGGACCCAAGCAACCCGCCCCCCGGAUUGCAUGGCCCUGUGGCGGUUUUACCCGGCUGUGUACCGGCUUAAUUAACCAUCAAACCCUCGCCACGUUCGACUAGCCCCGUGCCGGUUAAACAUGUCGAUUUUACUUACAUGGCGACCCACAAGCUAGCAACAGUUGCACGAGAAGUACAUACCAACUUUUGUUUAGAUCACUUACUGAUUAUCACACAGACCUAAAGUGUCCAUGUAACCUAAUAUUCUUCUCUGUUAAUUGAUUUCCGGCUUGAAACAGAGACGUCAUUAGAAUUAAAAUUAACCACGAGGCCCACGGUAAAUGCAAUAAUAUAUUAUGAUUACGUGAACAAUGUACAUACCAUUAUUCAGUCGUGUUCACUGUAAUACAACACGAUAUCACAGAUUUUUUAAAGUACUGUUUUGGGUGUACAUUUGUUUAUAUUUGCCAAGACAGGAUUUAUAUUAACAAAAAAAGCAUACGGGCUAUGCAACCCAUAACAGUAUUUUGUACAUAUGUUCUACUGCAGAUUACGAACUUAGAUAAACCAAAAUGUUCAUUUCAGUUGGUCAAACAACAAAUCUGUCAGCGUGCAUGCCACUAAAGGGUGACAAACAGAGAUUAUAGACAAAUCCGAUUAGACGCCCUAACCGCGGUGGCACCGCACUCGCACGCACAUUCUUCAGCUUGACGCGCGCGUACA